Thermochaetoides thermophila DSM 1495 is the source of this 870-nucleotide messenger RNA. RefSeq lists its product as uncharacterized. The coding region runs from base 1 to 870 and encodes 289 amino acids. The record is from RefSeq and is a predicted model, not a curated record. Gene Ontology annotation, cellular component: extracellular region. Gene Ontology annotation, molecular function: hydrolase activity. Lineage: Eukaryota; Fungi; Ascomycota; Sordariomycetes; Sordariales; Chaetomiaceae. The transcript is spliced from 3 exons.
AUGCUCCUCCCGUCCCUGUUUGGGCUCGCCACCAUGGCGAGCAGCUGCCUCGCUGCCUCCCUCCAGCAGGUUUGGAACUUCGGGUCCAACCCUACAAACAUCAACAUGCACAUCUAUGUGCCUGACAGACUGGCCAACAAGCCACCCAUCAUUGUUGCUUUGCAUCCUUGCGGCGGCAAUGCUCAGCAGUGGUUCAGCGGGACGCGGCUGCCGCAGUACGCUGACAGACAUGGCUUCAUCCUUAUCUACCCCAGCACUCCUCACAUGAGCAACUGCUGGGAUGUGCAGAACCCCGCUAGCUUGACUCAUGGUGCCGGUGGUGAUGCUCUUGGUAUCGUCAGCAUGGUAAACUACGCAAUUGAUCGGUACGGAGCCGACCGCGACCGCGUCUACGUCAUGGGCUUCUCGUCUGGUGGCAUGAUGACCAAUGUGCUGGCGGGCUCGUACCCCGAUGUCUUCGAGGCCGGCGCGGCUUACUCCGGUGUUCCUCAUGCUUGCUUCCUUGGUGCUCCCGCUGCUACUCCGUUCAGCCCCAACCAAACCUGUGCUCAGGGUCUUCAGAAGACCCCCGAGGAAUGGGGCAACCUUGUGCGCAACUCCUACCCUGGUUACAAUGGUCGCCGGCCGCGGAUGCAGAUCACGCACGGCCUGAACGACUGGCUUGUCAGGCCUCAGUGUGCCUAUGAGUCUCUUAAGCAGUGGUCCAAUGUUUUGGGUCUGCAGCUCACUCGCCAAGUUACUUCUGGGCAGUGGACGCAGCAUAUUUAUGGUGAUGGGACGAAGUUGGUUGGCUAUCUUGGCCAAGGAAUUGGCCACGAGCCUGCAGUUAAUGAGGAGCAACUGUUGCGGUUCUUUGGCAUCAUUAACUAA